This is a messenger RNA of Schistocerca serialis cubense, 1101 nucleotides long. RefSeq names its product charged multivesicular body protein 2a (gene Vps2). Gene Ontology annotation, biological process: endosome transport via multivesicular body sorting pathway; late endosome to vacuole transport; protein transport. The record is from RefSeq and is a predicted model, not a curated record. Lineage: Eukaryota; Metazoa; Arthropoda; Insecta; Orthoptera; Acrididae. The transcript has 5 exons. Gene Ontology annotation, cellular component: multivesicular body; ESCRT III complex. The coding region runs from base 142 to 828 and encodes 228 amino acids.
GAAUUUUGUGGGGGUGUGAUGCAAAUGACAUGCGACUUGUAGCAAUAACACCUGUGACAUUAGUCAUAGACAGCAGGACAAGGAGUUUGGAGUUGUGAACUGUGAAGUUUGUGUAGUAAAUAUUUUCUGAAGGUAUUUACAAUGCCAUUAGAAUGGCUAUUUGGAAAGAAACUGACGCCGGAAGAAAUGCUGAGGCAGAAUCAGCGUGCGCUGAACAAAGCUAUGAGAGAUCUGGAUCGAGAAAGAGCGCGGAUGGAACAGCAAGAAAAGAAGAUCAUUGCUGACAUAAAAAAGAUGGCUAAAGAUGGUCAGAUGGAUGCUGUUAAGAUAAUGGCAAAAGAUCUUGUGAGGACACGGAGGUACACAAAAAAGUUUAUGUUAAUGAAAGCAAAUAUCCAGGCUGUUUCAUUGAAGAUACAGACAUUGAGAUCACAGAAUGCAAUGGCUCAGGCAAUGAAAGGUGUUACCAGAGCAAUGCAGAAUAUGAACAGGCAGCUGAACUUGCCACAGAUCCAGAGGAUAUUACAGGAAUUUGAGAAGCAGUCAGAAAUUAUGGAUAUGAAAGAGGAAAUGAUGAAUGAUGCCAUUGAUGAUGCAAUGGAGGAAGAUGAAGAUGAGGAAGAGAGUGAGGCUGUGGUGUCACAAGUGCUAGAUGAACUGGGAUUGCAGCUGACAGAUCAGUUAUCUGGAUUGCCACAGGCAUCAGGAUCUCUUGCUGCUUCAGCAGCUAAAACUCCUGCUGCUGCUGCUGCAGCUGCUGCCCAAGGGCCUAUAUCGGAUGCUGAUGCCGAUCUCCAGGCACGACUGGAUAAUCUCCGCAGGGAGUAACUGAGCUUGUCAUGUAUAUUCUGUACUUAACAGUGCUGUCACAUAGUCACUGUAUGUGCCUUUUGCUCUCCAGUACACUGUUUUACCAUACAUUUUGUGUACUGAGACAGUGUCAGGUUACAGUGAUUCCAUACUAAAUGUAGUGUAUGCCAGAAUGUACUCAAUGUGAUAUAUCUUUUUCUGCUGGCUUUGACAGUUGAUUGUUAAGUUGAGUGAGUUUUGUAUAUAUUGCUGAAGAAUCUUUUUUUAAAAAAAAAGUGCUUCUAUAUUUUU